Molecule: messenger RNA, 2015 nt
Organism: Nymphaea colorata (pocket water lily)
Lineage: Eukaryota; Viridiplantae; Streptophyta; Magnoliopsida; Nymphaeales; Nymphaeaceae
Product: UBP1-associated protein 2A-like
Exons: 2
Coding region: 101-1582 (493 amino acids)
Molecular function (GO): RNA binding
Source: RefSeq, a predicted model, not a curated record
GUAUCCGACGUUUGCCGUAAAACCCUAGGUUCUGCCCCCACUUUUCUCCUCCUCUUGCUUUUCCUCGGUUCUUUCUGUUCUGUACCGGCGAGCGGCAUCGAUGGCGAAGAAGCGAAAGGCUCCUCCAAAGGUUGAACCUCCUCCACCGGAAGAGUCCUCUUCCUCAGAGGAAGAAGAGGAGGAGGAGGAGGAGGAGGUGGAGGAAGUAGAAGAAGAAGAAGUAGAAGUAGAAGAAGAAGCAGAGGAGGAGGAGGAGGAGGAGGAGGAGGAGGAGGAAGAAGAAGAAGAAGAAGAAGAAGAAGCAGAGGAAGAAGAAGAAGAGAAAGAGAAAAAAGAACGUGCAAAAGAGGAAGAAGAGGGACGGGAAGAAGACGAAAGCGAUGGAGAGGAGGAGGAGGAGCAAGAUGCGGCAGCCUCGAACUCAGGGAAGAAGAAUAAAAGAAACAAGCGAAAGGAUCUGGUGAGAAAGCUUCUGGAGCCCUUCGGGAAGGACCAGCUGGUGGACAUCCUGAUGCAGGCAUGUGCGAAGAACCCUAAGAUCGUCGACCGCAUCAACUCCGUUGCUGACACGGACCCUUCCCAGCGGAAGAUCUUCAUCCACGGUCUUGGCUGGGACGCCACCACCGAGCAGGUUCUCUCCGUCUUCAAGAAAUUCGGCCCCAUCGAGGAGUGCAAACUCGUUACGGACCGGGCCACCGGCCGAUCCAAGGGCUAUGCUUUCCUCAUCUACAAGCACCGCGCCGGCGCACAGAAGGCGCUGAAGCAGCCGCAGAAGAAGGUGGGCUCGCGAAUGACCGCAUGCCAGCUUGCCUCCGACGGCCCGGUGCCCUCGCAACCUGUGUUCGAUGCUUCCGACCGGAAGGUUUUCGUGAGUAAUGUGCCGCCGGAGGUGAACGUCGACAAGCUUCGUAUUCUGUUCCAGAAAUUUGGAGAGCUUGAGGAAGGGCCGCUGGGGCUGGAUCGAGUUACCGGGAGGCCGAGGGGAUUCGCAAUCUUCAUCUACAAGACUGUCGAUGGCGCAAGGAGGGCGCUGGAGGAGCCGUACAAGCUUCUGGAAGGACACCAGCUUCAUUGUCAGAAGGCCGUUGACGGUUUCAAGCCAGGCGCCGCCAAGGCUGCAACCACACCGCAGGCGGUUGUGCCGAUGGUGGGAGCUGCGACGGCUUUGCCACCGAACGACCUCGCUCUCACUCACACAGGCGGUUCUCUUUUGGGGUUGCCAAAUUCCUUGGGUCAAGGGGUUGGUCAGAACAUGAAUCCGAUGCUGACAGGCGCAAGUGCUGCAGGACUCGGGAUUUCUCCGGUGAUGAAUACUGUGAAUCCAACUGGCAUCUCUCCUCGGGUCAACCCGGCACUGCCGACUUCGGUUGCGACCGGUGGAUCCGCAUUGGGCGGGCUUUACGGAGCCCAGGCAUCGGUUAACAACGCGAGCCCUAAUAUCAUGAGUAGUUAUGGUUCGCAAGCAGCUUUUCAGGGGCUCGGUCCUUACCAGGGUGCUAGUCAGAUAGGUCAAUCGGCAGCAACUAGGACACAACCUGGUGUGGGAUCGUUGGGUGGCUUUUCAUCAUACCUGGGGCGUUAGUAUCUCACUACAAAGUCGGGCUGAAUUUAUCACCCCAAGGAAGGCCAGUAUGAAUGCGUUCAUCGCCUAUAAAUCAAACCGGUCACUUCUGAAAAGCUUACUAAAGGAAGCAAUAUUUCUCAGAAAGAGGCGCUUACAACUGCUGCUGGUACCGGUUGACCUGCUUAAAGCUUUUAUUUGUGAGAGGCCAAGAUUCAAGAAACGUUGAUGCCCAUGAUGCUUCUCCAACUUAUUAGAGAUGCUUGAUUGUUUCGUCCUUACAUGAAAAAUAGGUUUUAUAACUGAGAAUGUUAUUACUUGUUUAUAGCUUGUUUUCACUUUUGGGGCCCUGAUGUUGCUGUGACAUUUGCAUUCAUUUGCAUUGCCGAUGAAGUGGAUAAUGUAACUUCAUUCUUAAAAUCAUAUUGCCACCUUCCACUUCCUUUGAACAAAA